Molecule: messenger RNA, 2825 nt
Organism: Austrofundulus limnaeus
Lineage: Eukaryota; Metazoa; Chordata; Actinopteri; Cyprinodontiformes; Rivulidae
Gene: abcb8
Product: ATP-binding cassette, sub-family B (MDR/TAP), member 8
Biological process (GO): oligopeptide export from mitochondrion
Cellular component (GO): mitochondrial inner membrane
Molecular function (GO): ABC-type oligopeptide transporter activity; ATP binding; ATP hydrolysis activity
Source: RefSeq, a predicted model, not a curated record
GUCAUUGUCAAUAUGGCAGCCUGCAUAAUGCUGUUAGGUUAAUGAUGAGCUUAACGAUUAUCUGAACCUAAUGAAGGGUUUAUCGCUGAAAGAAGCAUAAAACAUGUUUCAGCUGCUUUAUUGUAGACUGAGCACCGCUGCUCCAUCACGCUCUUUGUCGUUUUUAUCGCAUUGCAGUAAGACAGGAGUUAAAUUAAAGCUCUCACGGUGGUCUACAUUUCCAGGGUCUCAUGCAUCCUCACAGCAGCCUAGCUGCGCCGUGAGUCGCAUUUGGAGCCUUACUCAGAGAGCCAUCCGCCAGUUUUCUUCACAACCAAUUAAACGUCAAAGUUUAAAAUUCAUCUUGGGACCCGCGGUGCUUACUGCCUCAGCACGCCUGUGUUUCCAUGUAGCUCACUGUGAAGCUGACGAGAAUAACAACACCUUCGUGGAAGUUGUAUCCAAACACCCAGGGCCUGAGUUCAAAUGGCAUAUUCUGUGGGAAUUUGUCAAACCUCAGUGGUUUGCUCUUGUUGGUGCCAUCGUGCUUGCUUUUGGUGCUGCUAUCUUGAACAUUCAAAUCCCACUGAUGCUUGGGAACCUGGUGAAUGUUGUUGCACGUUACCUAAGAGAAAACACAGGGAAUUAUAUAUCUGAGAUAAAAGGACCUGCUCUGAAAUUACUUGGACUGUACGGCAUCCAAGGCCUGUUAACAAGUGGCUACAUCAUCCUCCUGUCAAGGGUGGGAGAAAGAGUGGCAGCAGACAUGAGAAAGACCCUGUUUGCAUCCCUGCUGAGGCAAGACGUGGCUUUUUUUGAUGCUAACAAAACCGGGCAGCUGGUAAAUCGUUUGACUGCCGAUAUUCAGGAGUUCAAGUCAUCUUUUAAACUGGUUAUUUCUCAGGGUCUGCGGAGUAUCACACAGACAGUCGGGUGUUUUGUGUCGCUCUAUAUCAUCUCUCCAAAGCUCACAGGUUUGACAGUGGUGGUCCUCCCCUGUCUAGUGGGAGCAGGGGCUCUCAUUGGCUCAUUCCUGCGCAGACUGUCUCGUAUGGCUCAAGAACAGGUGGCAAAGGCUACAGGAGUGGCAGACGAGGCGCUGGGUAACGUGCGCACAGUGAAAGCUUUUGCAAUGGAGGAACGAGAGCUCCAAUUAUAUGCAUAUGAAGUUGACAAAUCAUGUGACAUGAAUGAAAAUCUUGGGACUGGGAUUGCCAUUUUUCAAGGCCUGUCAAACGUCGCCCUGAACUGCAUCGUUCUCGGAACCAUCUUUGCUGGAGGGACUUUGAUCUCAAGCAAUGAAAUGUCUCCUGGGGAUCUCAUGUCUUUUUUGGUUGCGUCUCAGACUGUUCAAAGGUCUUUGGCAAGCAUUUCCAUCCUUUUUGGACAGAUGGUGAGAGGAAUAAGCUCUGGUGCCCGGGUCUUUGAAUACCUUUCUGUGCAGCCGACCAUCCUUCUCUCUGGAGGAAGGCGUAUCUCAUACCAUUCUAUGAUGGGAAGAAUUGACUUUAUGGACAUUUCAUUCAGUUAUCCAACAAGACCUGGCCACAAAGUCCUAAAGAAUUUCACCUUAACACUGCCCCCUGGUAAAACUGUCGCUGUUGUUGGUGAAUCUGGAGGAGGAAAGUCCACAGUGGCUGCCUUGCUGGAACGUUUCUACGACCCCACCAGUGGUGUGAUCACGUUGGAUGGGCUCGAUAUUCGAACGCUAGACCUGGCUUGGCUCAGAGGUCAAGUCAUUGGCUUCAUCAACCAGGAGCCCGUUUUGUUUGGGUCGUCCAUCAUGGAGAACAUUCGCUUCGGGAAGCCUGAAGCCACGGAUGCUGAGGUCAUCAGCGCAGCAAAGCAGGCCAACGCUCACCACUUUAUCACAAGUUUCCCAGAUGGUUAUAACACCAUGGUUGGUGAGCGAGGUGUGACGUUAUCAGGUGGCCAGAAACAGCGCAUCGCCAUCGCCCGCGCCUUGAUCAAGAGCCCGAGCAUACUGGUGCUGGACGAAGCCACCAGCGCUUUAGACGCCGAGUCGGAGCGAGUGGUGCAGGAAGCUCUGGACAAAGCCACAAAGGGCCGCACCGUGCUCAUCAUCGCCCACAGGCUGAGCACCAUUCAAGGGGCCGACUUCAUCUGCGUCAUGAGCAACGGGCGCAUUGUGGAGGCUGGGACUCAUUUGCAGCUGCUGAGCAAAGGAGGACUUUAUUCUGAUCUGAUCCGUAGACAAAGAGCCGAAGAGCAAAAAUAAAAACAUACAAACCUGUUUUUAUUAGAUCGACACUAAAUACCACUGUUUAUUAGAUGAACUCAAUCAGAUGUGUUGCUGUCUGUUUAGUUGUAUAGAAGAACAAAUACAACAACUAAACGGACCAUCCACAUGAACCUGUGAUUAUUUUUAAAUACAUUAUUGUACAUAUGGGAACUAAAAUGAAAUUUUAGUUUUGGAGUAUAUUUUAUGUAUGAGUUGUCAAAAAAAUUGAUUAAGUAAAUCUGGUUUUCCAAAUUAAUUUUUGUAAAUGUGUUUAAAUAGAUUUUGUUCUUAUGAAAAUGGUUGACUAUGGUUAUUGGUAAAGUUAUUAAAUAGCACAUCUGUAAAUACAAUUUUGAUAAUUUUAGAAUGACUUGAUUCUGAAGGUACAAGUCAGCUAUCAACACUAAAAAAGUGUUAACCCUAUGAUUCCUGUAUGCACAAAACUUUAAUAUCUUGUUUUUAUUCAUUAGUGAUAAACAGAAGCAUUUAUUUGAUUCAUUUAGUGUGGGCGUGCAGUCUGUGUUAGUAUAAUGUCUUGCAUCAGUUUUAGUAAACUGAAUUAUAAGCUGGUUAGCAGAACUGAACAAUAAAGAGCUGAAACUUA